GCUGCCACUAAUGGAGUAGCUACUCCAGACAGCACUGUUGCAGAAAACGAAGUUUGUGCGAGCUUAGCAUCAGAUUACGAAAGUGAUAACUGUCAUUUUGUUACAGAUUUGUGUAAGCAGAACAGAGCACAUCAUGACAUGCGAAAGUACAAAGGCAAGAUUUUAUGAUGUUAACAUGCUCUAAAUCAAGACAUGCAUUUUCACUUCCUUGCAGGUGAUGAAAGAUAGCUCCACGCAAUGGGAAUUGCCACCAGCCGACCAUUCAUACACAAGCACAAGACUUCCCAUGACCGUGAGAACUAUUUCCGAUCGAACACUGACCAGUGAUGACAUUCUUUUUUACACUGGCAUUCCUGUGGCUGUAUUUGACAAACUCGUGUCAGCACUGAAGACUCAGGACAAGACAGUACGCAAGGUCUUGACCAUCGAAGACCAGCUGCUAUUGACCCUCAUGAGGCUUAGACUUGGCCUCCUUUGUGGAGAUCUCGCAAGACGAUUUGAGGUCUCUGUCGCUUAUAUUUCUAGAACAUUUUCGAGAGUGCUGGACGACCUGGUGAAGAUCAUGCAAGAAGUUCUUGUAUGGCUGGCCCGCUCAAGGUUGCGGGCAAGCAUGCCAGAGAGUUUCAGAAACAGUGAGUACAGUCGUACAACAUGCAUAUUUGACUGCACUGAGGCACUAAUGCAACGGCCACGGAAACUGAUGGCCAGAUCCCAAAGUUACAGCCAAUACAAGGGUGCAAACACAAUGAAAUUUCUUACCGUCAUAGCACCAAAUGGAUUUAUAAUGUUCGUGUCAGAUGUGUAUGGAGGCAGGGCCUCAGAGAAAUACAUUGUAAAGACAUGUGGAGUGGAAGAAUACCUCCUUCCAGGGGACGAGAUAAUGGCAGACCGCGGUUUCAAGCUUGACCCUCAUCUUGAAGUUCAAGGGAUUAAAAUGAACAGGCCUGCAUUCACAAGAGGAAAGGAUCAGCUACCUGAAAGUGAAGUCACCGAAACUAGGCGCAUCGCUUCGCUACGAAUUCAUGUUGAACGGGCAAUCAACCGAAUCAAGAGGUACAGAAUUUUCAAACAAGUACUGCGCAUCAAGUCAAGAAAGUAUGCUAGCAAAAUUAUCCUUGUUUGUGCGUGACUCUGCAACCUUAAAAGUCCACUCAUCAAUGAACUAACUCGAGCAUAAAUAUCCCAUAUGUAUUCUAAUUUUGGCCCUAAGCACUCUGUGAGAAGUGAGUAGGGUAAACGACACUUCACUUCAGUGAUGCUGUUUUUAUAACCUCACUGGUGUCGACCUGUGAAGCUUAUGAAGUGAUAUGAGGCCAAGGUGUAAAACAGGUGGUUGAAUGUUGUUUAUUCGUUCAAUAUACUUAUAGGGCUGUAGUGGAGCACACAUUAUGAAUAAAUAAAAUUUUGCUUGCUACGU
Molecule: messenger RNA, 1417 nt
Organism: Dermacentor silvarum
Lineage: Eukaryota; Metazoa; Arthropoda; Arachnida; Ixodida; Ixodidae
Exons: 3
Coding region: 218-1129 (303 amino acids)
Source: RefSeq, a predicted model, not a curated record